AUGAAGAUUUCAGCAAUCAUCGCUGCGGCGGGCCUAAUUGCUCCUGCUUUUGCCGGAGGAGAUAAGGGAAACAAGAACAAGAAGCUUGUCACACCAAGGGAGCUCAUCAAGGACGUCAAGCUCAAGAAUCUGCUUGCUGGAUCCCAGAAGCUGCAGGACUUUGCGGACGCAAACGGUGGAAACCGAGCCUUUGGAGGCGGGGGGCACAAUGCCACGGUCAACUGGCUAUACACGGAGCUCAAGAAGACUGGCUACUACAACGUCCAAAAGCAGCCUUUCGUUGAGCUCUUCACUGCUGCGACAAUCGACUUUUCUGCGGGCGGUACCGAGUAUGAUGCGUUCUACAUGACGUACGGGCCUUCUGGCAACGUGACUGCACCCCUGGUCGCAGUGGCGAACAUUGGUUGCGAUGCCGCAGACUACCCUGCAGAGGUCUCUGGGAACAUUGCUUUGGUCUCACGUGGAACCUGCACAUUCUCUCAGAAAGCCACACUGGCAGCAGCAGCUGGUGCUGUCGGAACCGUUAUCUACAACAACGUCCCCGGUGCGCUCGCCGGCACUCUCGGUGGUGUCGGCGACUAUGUCGCAACAGUUGGAGUCACUCAGGAAACUGGCGCAACUCUGCUGAGCGCCAUUCAGGCUGGUGAGGUCUCGGCCACCUUGCUUGUAGACGCCAUUGCGGAAAACCGCACCACCUACAACGUUAUCGCUGAGACCAAGACUGGCGACAAGAACAACGUGCUCGUUCUUGGAGGCCACACGGACUCCGUCUUCGCUGGUCCCGGUAUCAAUGACGAUGGCUCAGGCACAGUGGGUGUACUCGAGGUCGCCAAAGCCCUCACCAAGUACAAGAUCAAGAACGCUGUCCGCUUCGGUUUCUGGGCCGCUGAAGAGUUCGGCCUGCUGGGCUCCUACCACUACAUGAAGACCCUCAACGGCACCAUUAGCGGUUCUCCUGCUGAAGUCGCCAAGGUUCGAGCCUACCUCAACUUUGAUAUGAUCGCAUCGCCCAACUAUGUCCUUGGUAUCUACGACGGAGACGGCAGCGCCUUCAACCUCACCGGCCCUACCGGAUCCGACACCAUUGAGAGGGACUUCGAGGACUUCUUCAAGAAUCGCGGUGUUCCAUCUGUCCCAUCCAUCUUCAGCGGUCGCUCAGACUAUGCCGCAUUCCUGCAGAAUGGUGUCCCUUCAGGGGGCCUGUUUACCGGAGCAGAGGAGCUCAAGACUGAAGACGAAGCUGCUCUCUUCGGUGGCGAGGCCGGUGUCGCGCUCGACGUCAACUACCACCAGCCCGGUGAUGACAUCAACAACCUCUCCACUGAGGCGUACCUCAUCAACGCGCAAGCCAUUGCGAACUCAGUAGCCAAGUACGCUGUGAGCUUCGAGGGCAUCCCCAAGGCGAACGUCACACACAGGAAGAGAGAUGCGGAGAUCUCGCGUUACAUGGCUAGAUUCGCAGAUACCAUUGCGGAGUCUCACAAGGGCCACGUGCACGCCGCGCCAUGCGGUCAGGGUGCGCUGCUCGAGUAG
This is a messenger RNA of Paraphaeosphaeria sporulosa, 1533 nucleotides long. RefSeq names its product aminopeptidase-like protein Y. The transcript has 2 exons. The coding region runs from base 1 to 1533 and encodes 510 amino acids. NCBI's taxonomy places the organism in Eukaryota, Fungi, Ascomycota, Dothideomycetes, Pleosporales, Didymosphaeriaceae. The record is from RefSeq and is a predicted model, not a curated record. Gene Ontology annotation, biological process: proteolysis. Gene Ontology annotation, molecular function: aminopeptidase activity; metalloexopeptidase activity.